Molecule: messenger RNA, 1969 nt
Organism: Camponotus floridanus (Florida carpenter ant)
Lineage: Eukaryota; Metazoa; Arthropoda; Insecta; Hymenoptera; Formicidae
Product: zinc finger protein 716-like
Exons: 5
Coding region: 101-1969 (622 amino acids)
Biological process (GO): regulation of transcription by RNA polymerase II
Molecular function (GO): DNA-binding transcription factor activity, RNA polymerase II-specific; RNA polymerase II cis-regulatory region sequence-specific DNA binding
Source: RefSeq, a predicted model, not a curated record
UGUUUUAUAUUUUCAACUACGCACCAAGAUAUUUAAUAAAAUAUAUCCAAAAGCCACGCAGUCAAACAAAUUCGAGGGGUCAUUCACGCAUCUUAGUUUAAUGUCAACAAUGAAUUUACCGCCAUACCAGCUGCAUUUCGCGUCGAUGAAAUUAGAGCAUCCAUACAAAAUCAGCAUCUACCAACAAAAUCAGCAUCUACCAACAAAAUCAGAAAAAUCAAUAACCUUUUGCGAUAUCAAGUCAGACGACAACUCCAAUCAUUCAGAAUAUGCAACACCUCUGAGUUCUCCAAUACCAGCCAUAAACCAUCUUAUCGAAUCCAGGAGCGAAAACAGGAAUGAAUACUUUGACCCGAGAAACUCAGAAACAGCGACAAACUUUUACAAUAUCAAGUCAGACAACAACUCCAAUCAUUCAGAGUAUGCAACAUCUUUGAAUUCUCCAGUACCAGCCAUAAACCAACUUAUUGAAUCCAGGAGCGAAAACAGGAAUGAAUACUUUGACCAAACAGGACUUCCAUUUUCUUAUGAUUCAUUUCCAGCGAGAAACUCAGAAACAGCGACAAACUUUUACAAUAUCAAGUCAGACAACAGCUCCAAUCAUUCAGAGUAUGCAACACUUCUGAGUUCUCCAGUACCAGCCAUAAACCAACUUAUCGAAUCCAGGAGCGAAAACAGGAAUGAAUACUUUGACCGAUUUCCAUUUCCUUAUGAUUCAUCUUUGUCAAGAAACGAAAGGGCGACAAACAUUUACACUAUCAAGUUAGACAACAGCUUCAAUCAUUCAGAGUAUGCAACACCUCUGAGUUCUCCAGUACCAGCCAUAAACCAACCUAUCGAAUCCAGGAGCGAAAACAGGAAUGAAUACUUUGACCGUGAGUUGAAUACAGAUAUCAAUAUUGAUGACGAUAUGGCAAUAUUGCAUUCUAAACGCAUAUACAAUUCAACGUUAAGUAAUUGUCACUUUGAAACGACUAAUUCUAAUCCUGCCAAUUAUAAUUAUAUAAAUAAAGUCUCACAAUCUAAUACGUCAGCGAAAUGGCAAAGCAAUCAAACUUUUGAUACAGAACUUUCAUUUUCUUAUGAUUCAUCUCUGUCGAGAAACUCAGAAAAAGCGACAAACUUUUACGAUAUCAAGUUAGACAACAGCUCCAAUCAUUCAGAGUAUAUAAGACAUUUUAAUUCUCCAGUUGUAGAGCAAUCUAUCAAAUCUGAAAGAGAAAACGAGCAUGAAUGCUUUGAUCAUAGAUUGGACACAGAUAAUUAUAAUAAUUGGAUACGUAAAGUUAAGAAUCAAACAAAUCAAGAUAGUGAAAUAUUGAUACAGGCGAUACCGAGUAGAAUGUCUAUUUCAAAGGUAACACAAGAUGAUCAUAUUGCAUCUAAUCUAGACUCUAAUUAUUCGAAUUUGCCGAGUUUAUCAAAGAAAACGAUAAACUCUUACGAGGCUGUGUCAGAAGGCGAUUUCGCUCCUGAACUUACAGGACCUAUGGAGGUUCCACUACCUGUUCAAACUAUUAGUCCACACAAGCCUGUUGGAUCCAAGAUAGGAGACAAUAUUUAUCACUUCCUUGGCGAGACAUCGAAAAUGGAUAUCGAUUCCACGUUACCUUUUUUAGACAAUUACACCAAUACCAAACACCAAUACACGUGUUUACUGUGUCAAAAGGGAUUCAAUAAGACAUCGCAUUUGAAGGUGCAUUGGAGGAAACAUUCCGGCGAACGACCGUACCAUUGCACAUGGCAAAAUUGUAACAAGACUUUCACGCGAAGCGAUGAAUUGAAGCGUCACGAACGCACGCAUACCGGCGAAAGAAAUCAUUCUUGCUCUCAAUGUGAAAAGAAGUUUACAAGAAGCGAUCAUCUCAAGAAGCACAUUAAGACGCAUAGACAGCAAGAGAUAGAAGAGUUGGAAGUAGAUAUGAAUGAAAUAUGUGAAAUAAUUAAAAAUCCUUUUACGCACUUCUAG